UGCCCAAAUUCCUCCCACAAACAAUCCACUACAAGUGCUUUCACACACAACAAGAGUUUCAUCAGAUUCAUAGUAGUUUGCAAAAGAGAUUAAAAAAAAAAAAAGGAAAAUGGCCUACCACUCUUCUCAAAACUCUCAACCUGCUCUCCCUGUGCACCUGUGUUUCUUCUUGGUCACCUUGUUCAUGUUCCUGGGAUUCUCAUGGUACUCGAACUACGAGUCCAUAGUGGAGAGCAUCAUGGACCAAGUGAAGCUGGUGCUCAUGGUUUCUCCACUGCUGCUUCUGCUAGUGUUGCACUUCUUUUCCAACUAUGCAAGUCAUGGAGGCUUCUUCUCUUCACUCGUUCCUUUGCCUCAGAGAGAGACCCUGCAUGGAGGUGCUGGAACUCCUUGGGGCGUUGCCUUGCUCCUUGUUCUUCUUCUCUUCAUGGUGUCUUACCAGUCUUCUUUCCAAGAACGUUGGUUUCCUCUCCUCACCAGGUGAAAAUUAAGAGUCAAGUUCUUAAUUGGUUAUGUCAUCACACCACAUCACAUGUCAUGACAUGGAUCUUAAUUGGCUUGUAAUUAGUUACUGUAAUUUGGUGGGUUCUCGAGAUUUUUCUUGAAACGAGAUUUCACUUUUGUCUAUUUAUUUGUUUUUUUUUUUUUUUUUGGUUCAAAGGGUCAUGGUGUUCUUGCAAUAUAAAUAUGGAGCUAUGAGUUUCAGAUUUUCA
Cajanus cajan (pigeon pea) is the source of this 713-nucleotide messenger RNA. Its product is annotated as oxidoreductase/transition metal ion-binding protein. NCBI's taxonomy places the organism in Eukaryota, Viridiplantae, Streptophyta, Magnoliopsida, Fabales, Fabaceae. The record is from RefSeq and is a predicted model, not a curated record.